AUGGAUGGCAGCCGAAUGUUGAUCUUCAUGGAUACCAAGAAAGGAUGUGAUCAGAUUACCUGGCAGCUUCGCAUGGAUGGCUGGCCAGCUCUUUCAAUUCAUGGAGAUAAAAGUCAAGCAGAGAGGGAUUGGGUCCUCUCAGAGUUUAAAGCUGGCAAGAGUCCUAUAAUGACUGCUACGGAUGUUGCAGCUCGUGGUUUAGAUGUGAAGGACGUGAAAUAUGUGAUAAAUUAUGACUUCCCUGGAUCCCUUGUGGACUAUGUUCACCGUAUUGGUCGAAUAGGAAGGGCCGGGGCAAAACGAACUGCACACUUUCUUCACUGCCGCAAAUGCUAG
This is a messenger RNA of Quercus lobata, 336 nucleotides long. RefSeq names its product DEAD-box ATP-dependent RNA helicase 20-like. The transcript is spliced from 2 exons. NCBI's taxonomy places the organism in Eukaryota, Viridiplantae, Streptophyta, Magnoliopsida, Fagales, Fagaceae. Bases 1 to 336 code for a protein of 111 amino acids. The record is from RefSeq and is a predicted model, not a curated record.